Messenger RNA from Medicago truncatula (barrel medic), 2918 nucleotides. RefSeq names its product B3 domain-containing protein Os02g0683500. Bases 445 to 1998 code for a protein of 517 amino acids. Gene Ontology annotation, molecular function: DNA binding; DNA-binding transcription factor activity. The transcript has 5 exons. The record is from RefSeq and is a predicted model, not a curated record. Lineage: Eukaryota; Viridiplantae; Streptophyta; Magnoliopsida; Fabales; Fabaceae.
UCUCUCUUCUAACCUUUGAGAAUAAAACUGGGUUUCCCACAGACAUUAUUUUCCCUUCUUUUUUCAACAACAUAUAUACUUGUAAAGAAGCUUCCUGUGUGAAGUAACUAGUUAGCAAAAAAACUCACAUCUUCUUCAACACCUUUUUCUCUCUCUCUCCAACUCUAACUAUAACACACCUUGUGUUGUUUUUAGGUAAACCAACAAUAACCACAACUUGGAAUAUAAUCUAUCUAUCCACCAUGGUUUUUUUUUUGUCUUUAGGGCUUGAUUCUUCUCUUAGUCAAAUAUGAAGGCACCGACUCUUACAUGAACCUCUUUUUCUUUCUUUUCCUUUACAGCCUCAUAAUUCUCCCAUAAAAUAUCUUCCUCAUCAUAUACCAUUUUUCUUGAUUUUGUGAGAUCCAGAAGUUAUAAUUAGAAGAAUUUGACUUGAUAAUUAUCAUGGAGUUGAUGCAAGAAGUGAAAGAUUAUUCACAAGAGGAAUUAGAGGAAGAUGAAGAAGAAAUCAUGACAAAAACAACAAGAGAAGAAGAAGAAAGUAGUAGUAAGCAACAAUUACAACACUGUACUUUUUCUUCUCCACCUUCUAAUUUCUCUUUAUCUUCUUCAUCUCCUUCAACAACUCAUCAUCAUAAUCAUAAUCAUAAUCAUAAUCAUAAUCAUGAUGUUACAAAUGUUUCUCAUCAACAAAAUCAAUGGCUUGGAAUGAAUCAUCAUCAUCAUCAUUCACCAGAAUCUCACAAUUCAGCAGCAUCUAAAGGAGGAUUAGGGUUAUUACACCAACACCAACAUCAAGAUGCAACAACCUCAAAUUUCACAAAUUUAAAGCAAAUAGAUUUCAUGGAAUUGUCACUUGGUAACAACAACAAUAACAAGAACAAAGAUGUUGUUAUUAAUGAUCCUGUUCCACAAGAGCAAGAACAACAACCUAGUACACAUGAAAAAGAACACAUGUUUGACAAAGCUGUAACACCAAGUGAUGUUGGGAAACUAAACCGUUUGGUUAUACCAAAACAACAUGCUGAAAAGUAUUUUCCACUUGAUUCAACAUCAAAUGAGAAAGGUCUUCUUCUGAAUUUUGAAGAUAGAAAUGGAAAAUUGUGGAGAUUUAGAUACUCUUAUUGGAACAGUAGCCAAAGCUAUGUUAUGACAAAAGGUUGGAGCCGUUUUGUUAAAGAGAAAAAACUUGAUGCUGGCGACAUUGUUUCGUUUCAACGCGGCGUCGGCGAAUUGUUUAGGCAUAGAUUGUUUAUAGAUUGGAGGAGAAGAUCUAAUCAUAAUCAUCAUACUAUUGAUCCUUCAUCAGCAACACUUUUCACUCCUUUCUUUCUUCCUAAUCAACAACAAUAUUCUAUUAGAUGGGGAGGUGCUAAUAGUAGAUUUUACUCUCUUCCUUAUCCAACACCACAAAGGUUACAACAUCAACAACAAAAUCAUCAUGACCCUUUACACAAUCAGAUGAAUUUUAAUCAUAACAUGUUUCCAUUUCAUCAAUAUGGUGGUGGAAAUGUGAAUCAUCAAUACAAUUUUCAUCAUCAUGAUCCAAGUUCAGUUUUUUAUAUGAGAUCAUUAGCACCAUCAUCAAUGUCAAUGCCUCAAGGAAGCUUAAGUACAAGAUCACAGCAACAAGAAGGAGGAGGAGGAAGCAAUGUCUCAAACAUGAUUAUUGAUUCUGUUCCUGUUUCUCAUUAUCAUCAUCACCACGGAAAUUUAACUAGUAAUGCUACUACUAGUACUACUACUAAUGGUGCUGCAAAAAGGUUAAGGUUGUUUGGUGUGAACAUGGAGUGUGGUGGUUCUUCAACAAGUGAUGAUAACUUGGCUUCUCCUUCUUCAAUAGUACCAUCACUUCAACAUUUGAAGGUACCUCAUCAUGAAGAAACACUUUCAAGUUCAACAUCAACAAGAUUUGAAGAGGAUAAGAGAAGAGAAGAAGCUUCAAUGAUUUUUGGUUUAGAUACUUCUUUGCAAUAUCAUAAUUACCAACAACAAUGAUGAAAAUGAAACAAAAAUAAUGAACAAGUUUGCAGCAUUUUGAUUAUUAUAUUUUAAUCUUAAUAUUAUAUAUAUUUUUCUUCAUUUUCUUCUUCUAUUAGCAUUUGAUAUUUUAGUAGUACUAUUUAGAAGUGAUGAAUGAGUUUGAUUAGCUUGGGAUUUGAGUCAAUAAGAGAAAAUAGAAAAUGGAAAAAUCCAUAAUUUGAGAUUUACCUAAAGAGGGAAAUGAAAAUCAUGGAAUUGAAUUACAUAUUUAGACCUUAGUCAAAUCUAUGUAUAAAAAAAUAGAAUACAAAAUAUAUAGUAUUUUGAUCAGCUACUCAGAGUACAAUUAAAUGAAGUUUUUGUCUCCUUUUGAUUUGAUCAAUCUCUCUCAUUCCGUUUACUGCAUUUAAUGAUUCACAGAAAAGAUUGUUGCUUUCUUCUUUCCUCUAAUGUUUCUGUUAGCCUUGUUGGGUUGAUGUGGUUCACAACACUGCUACAAUUCUGCUACCUCUCUCUCUGCUCCUUAAGUUAGGCAUUUUAGCUUUGCAGAUAGACUUCAGAAAAGUUGUACAGCUGUAAAAGGCUACCAGCCACCUUCUUUGUUUGGUUUAAACACUGUUCACACAGACAUGUUUUAGCCAUUGCAAUAGUUACAACAGCUGAUACUUUUAUAGACAUUGAAUCAAGGAACUUUCCAUUGGCAAUCAAGAAGGGGAAACACUAAACAUCAAGGUGAGAUCAUAUUACUGAAGAUUUAAGGUUGUUAUUUCAGUAAGACUGUAGAAAUAUUUAACCAAGGUACAUUUUUUCUGAAUAUUUGGGCCUUUUUCUUCUAGGGGGAGGCCCCAUGUUCUCAAUGUUAUAUAUAAGUUUUUUUUUUUACACAUUUGAUCAGUGUUAUUAAAAAAGUGAAAGUACAUAUAUUGCUACCUCCA